This is a messenger RNA of Saitoella complicata NRRL Y-17804, 1398 nucleotides long. Its product is annotated as translation initiation factor eIF-2B subunit gamma. The record is from RefSeq and is a predicted model, not a curated record. Gene Ontology annotation, cellular component: eukaryotic translation initiation factor 2B complex; guanyl-nucleotide exchange factor complex. The transcript has a single exon. The coding region runs from base 1 to 1398 and encodes 465 amino acids. Lineage: Eukaryota; Fungi; Ascomycota; Saitoellomycetes; Saitoellales; Saitoellaceae. Gene Ontology annotation, molecular function: guanyl-nucleotide exchange factor activity; translation initiation factor activity. Gene Ontology annotation, biological process: biosynthetic process; cytoplasmic translational initiation.
AUGAACUCGUUCGCCGCCCUCCAGGAAAGCGACACCCCCGCCGCCGCUUUGUCACGUCAACGAUGGAACACAAAUACCACAUCCGCAGUCAGUCAUGAGUUGACCGCAAUCAUUAUGGCCGGUUAUGGAAACUCGCUCUAUCCCCUCACCGAAGAGUCUAAUCUACCAAAGGCGCUCUUGCCUGUUGCGAACAGACCAAUGCUCUGGUACCCCCUCCAGUGGUGCGAAAAAGCAGGUUUCGGCAACGUCAUGGUCGUAUGCCAAACAGAAGCCGAAGACAAAAUCGCAGCGUGGCUCAAAUACAAAUACGAAGGGAAAAUCAAAGUGAAUCUGGAAGCACCAUCGAACGCGGAGGAGACGGCUGGGACGGCGGAUGUGCUCAGGAUUCUGAAGGAUAAGAUCAAGUCCGAUUUCGUGGUAUUGUCGACGGAUCAGGUGAUGGAUAUGCAACCCUACGCUCUUCUCGACUUUCACCGAAUACACUCUCCGACCGUGACCUCGGUCUACUACACACCGGUAGGAGAUGCGGCACCAAAGGAUACGGAGAAUAUGCUUUAUGUUGGGUACGAUGAUCAGAAGAAGAGGUUGUUGUAUGUUAAAGCUGAGGCAGAUGUGGAGGAUGAGCUGGAGGUUCGGAUGAGUUUGUUGUGGAAGUAUCCGAGAUUACGGGUGUCGACAAAGUUGCAGGAUGCGCAUGUCUACAUCUUUAAGAGGUGGGUGUUGGAUUUGAUUGCACGGAACGACAAAAUCUCGUCGAUUAAGGGAGACUUGAUGCCAUUACUAGCGAAGGCACAGUACCAGUCGCUGUUGGUUGAGAAGGUGGGUAUGGCUGAGUUGACGCGGACAAAUUCCCCACCAUUACUUCCUACCCAACAAAACACGACUCACUCCCUCGGUAACGAUUAUGCCGGCAACCCGAUCAAGAUCUCACUUCUGGUAUAUCCCAAGAACGACUUCUGCGCACGGGCGAAUACUCCAGCAUCGUACGCCGAACUCAACCGACAUCUCGCAAAACAGAACGGCGAGACUCUCGGAGAUGCCCGUAUCGCCGGCUCCGCAGACGUCUCACUCAAGGCUCAAGUCGGUACAGACUCCCUUGUCGGUGAACACUCCAAGGUCGACGAACGCACAUCCCUCAAGCGCUCCAUCAUCGGUCAACACUGUGUCGUCGGCCGUAACGUCAAGAUCUCGAACUCUAUCAUUAUGGACCGGGUCGUGAUUGAGGACGGCGCGAAGAUUGAGGGAUGUACGGUUUGUACGAACGUGAGGAUUGGAUCGAAGGCACAGUUGACGAAUUGUGAGGUUGGUGGUGGAUUUGUCGUCGAGGAGGGAUUCCAGGCGAAGGGUGAGAAAUUGGUCGAUUUUAGGGAUAUGGAGAUGGAUUCGGACUCCGACUAG